This is a messenger RNA of Eufriesea mexicana, 1527 nucleotides long. RefSeq lists its product as uncharacterized. Bases 658 to 1029 code for a protein of 123 amino acids. The transcript is spliced from 4 exons. NCBI's taxonomy places the organism in Eukaryota, Metazoa, Arthropoda, Insecta, Hymenoptera, Apidae. The record is from RefSeq and is a predicted model, not a curated record.
UAGUGCAAUAAAUAAAUGGUAUUUAUCAUUGCAUACACAUCUGCUUAAACGAUUGUUCAAGAAUUACGAAAACGAAUUUGGCUAAAGCUUUUACGCUUAAAAUAAAAGUUCAAAGCAAUGGAAAUAUUACUGAAAAUUCACGGGAUAUUCCACCACAAACAACGUUCAAACUACUGCAAAGCAACGGAUUGCGCGCAGCUCGCUUCCAUGCAAGUCCGCUCCAAAUAAUGUAUCGGGCCAUUAUCGAUGCUUCUCGACUGGCGUGAAGAAUAAAUAUUUUAAUGCUCCCGAAGUUAAUCAUCCGGGAUUGGUAGCAAUUAAAUUCAUCGACAACGGGAUCAUCGGGGAGUACGUAGGAUCGGUGUGGAUAAUGAGCGUCUGUUGCAUCCAGUACAUGUAUUUUCACGGUCAAACGAAAAUUGAUAACCUUCGCAUCCAGAUAAAGCGAGAAUAAAUAAAAUAGACAAGUAACAUAAAACGAGAUCAAGGAAAAGAAGAACUUUAAAUAAGACGAGCACGUGGACGCACGUUCACCACGAGAUACCGGAUAUUCUGCGAAAACCAAGAAAGUUCACCAGUAGACUCUCUCCAAGGAAUCUUUUCGUCCUCUUUAAAUAUUUGCUUCUUUCCACAGAUUCCGACAUCCCUUUCUGUCGCAUGGCAUCGUUGCUUCGCCAGGGGAAGCAAUCCGAUCAACAAAAGAAGGCCCAUCGUCUUGUCGCGGAAGUCUCGCUUCUCUAUUCUGCAUACACUAGCUUGUCGCUACUUCUGUGUCAUUCUCCGUGUCGAAGACUCGUUUCCGGUAAAUCCACUUAUCAAUGUUGUACAGUCUCUGUUCUAGCUGUUGUUCUUCACCAAAUCACAAGUCGUUUAUGGAGCCAGAUUCCACAAACUCCACCGAGAACUGCACGAAUGGUCCGCGGGAAUUUCACAAGAAUUCCACGACAGUUCCACCGGAAUUCAACGAGAGUACAAGGAGAAUUUCGCGGGAAUUCCGCGAGAAUCCAACGAGAAUUCAGCGAUGGCUAGAGAGAAGAAAAAGUACCACGGAGGAGAGACGUGCACGAUACACUGGUGAACGAGUUGGUGGACGACCAAGGAGGUCCAGCAGGCAGUGGAGACGACGACGACGAUGCGGAGCGGCACGCGGUGUUGUUAACUAAGCUGCCGCUGUUCGCGGGGCUGUGUGACACGCUGCAUAGAGCGCGGUACGAGACCAGUUCGAAGACUGAGUACGAGUCCAUAUCCCGGAGGCUGACUUCUCUCGGCCCUACCAGGGUACGCCGUACAGUAAUGCCCGUCCAUUGCCCGCCUCUGGAUAACGUUUCCUUCCACCAUUAGGCAACACGCGAUACACGCUUCGCCGUGAGACACGCCGUGCUCUCCCGUGUCCUCACGCGGGGGAACCGUUGCAGGAUUAUCGCGGAUCUUUCGGAGGAGGCUCUCUCUUUCUCUUUCUUUCGCUUUCCUUCUGCCAAAGUGACCCGGUGGGAAUGAGACGUUAAGAUUCUAAGCUGAAAUAAUUUA